AUGGCGGACUGGGCACAGGAGGAACUCGCAAAGCCUGGAGAAACAUGGAUUAAAUUUGACGGGCUCAGACAGGAGGGGGGGGUUCGUGCUUGGGUAGCCUCGACUCAUAUUCACUACUACUUCGUGAACCUCCUGGUGAUUAUUCUACUCGACCCUUCUUUAAGCUGGAAAGUUGGCAUGGAGAUAAUGGACAUUCGAUGGAUCGCCGAUGUGGUCUCAUUCUGCCUUUUCAAGGGCAUGACGAAGGGAACAUUUUGCACUGCUCAAGAUAUUAAAAAAAAGGAAUCUUCAAGUAGUUGGGCGAUCUUGGAGUGGCUUUAUCAAUACGGUUGGGUGUGGUUUACCGCUUCAGUAAAUAUCAUGUGCUACGCUAUGAUAGCACUAGUUCUCAAAGAUAUCGUUCUAGUGAAUGGAUACAAGAUACAGCUGCGGCGCAAAUUGGACGCGAGUAUCGUUAAAUCAGCUUUCGACGGUAGCCUGGAUGGUACCGUAGAAAUAAGCUUUUCAGUUCAACAAUCCAACACGAUUGCCAUGCAGAUGCUUUUAAACCUUCUCGGCUACCCUGCGGUAUACCUCGUUGCAAUCUUUCCCAUGUCCCUUGUCCGCUGGCUCUCUUUUUGUGGGAUAGAGAUGCCCUUUAUCGCCACCGCGUUUGCCCGCAUUCUAUUCUCGUCAUCCGGUAUUCUUAAUUUUCCAACCGAGGCCACUUCAACUCACGGAGGACUUGCGAUUACCGCGGCUCCAUUCCUAGCCCCGGCGUACAAACUGGCUUCAGACGAACCCCAGUCUCUCCGAGAACUCAGGAUAGUAUUGAGAGAGAAGGGUGGAAAUGCCGUUCUCACACCAGUCCGGGGGAAAUAG
Messenger RNA from Guyanagaster necrorhizus, 861 nucleotides. RefSeq lists its product as uncharacterized. The coding region runs from base 1 to 861 and encodes 286 amino acids. The record is from RefSeq and is a predicted model, not a curated record. The transcript has 9 exons. Lineage: Eukaryota; Fungi; Basidiomycota; Agaricomycetes; Agaricales; Physalacriaceae.